This is a messenger RNA of Aspergillus uvarum CBS 121591, 756 nucleotides long. RefSeq lists its product as uncharacterized. The record is from RefSeq and is a predicted model, not a curated record. NCBI's taxonomy places the organism in Eukaryota, Fungi, Ascomycota, Eurotiomycetes, Eurotiales, Aspergillaceae. The coding region runs from base 1 to 756 and encodes 251 amino acids. The transcript has 2 exons.
AUGGGCUGGGCAGUGGUAAGAGAUACAGCAGGAACAAGAAACGAACCGAGAUUUGUCCAGCUCCUCCUGCACUAUGGAGAAAACCAUGAGGUAAUCGAUCCGAGCCUGAAAGCGGCCGUGCUUCAAGAUGGACUACGAAAAACCUUUACUCAGUCAGGAACCGAGCAUAUUGCACGGAUGUUGUUAGCGGCCGGGGCGGACCCAAAUUUUCUCGGCCGCAAGGCGCGGGUUAUUCCCCUGGCUGAUGCUGUAAGCAGAAGAAAUGUUGCCAUGGUCAAGCUUCUUGUCGAAGAGGCUGGUGGGAAUCUCAACCUUCUCAAUGACCGCCAAGAAGGGCCGUUAUUAGAAGCGGCUGUACGUAUGCAUGGCUUUUGGUGGAAAGUCAAUGAUGGCACAUUUCACUAUGCUGCUCUGGCGAGGCGGUGUCGACGGUCGCCAGCCUCGAAAGCACAGGUAGAUACUGAGGCCAUGGCCGAAAUGGUGGCCAUGACAGCUUUUAUUCUGGACCUCGGGGCGGAUAUUCGCCGGGGCGGAGGGGAUCUGGAAUUGGCGAAUGCAAUCAAGUCUCACAACGCAGAACUAGCCCAGUUACUGCAGGCACGAGGGGCCCGUGUUCAAGCGUUGAAUGAUUCGGAUCAGCCGGCUCUCGAGCUUGCGAUUCUGAACGGCGAACUUCCGAAGGCAGAAGAAUUGAGAGGAAUUUCGAACCCAAUGCGGGCUAAGGGACGAUUGACCCUUGAAUUCCACAGUCCCUGA